UAAGAGAAACCUGAGGUUGAGUAGAGAUUAGGCAAAUUCUCGAUCCCCAAAUUUGAAAAAGCUGAAAGUUGUUCUUAGGGUUCUUUUGUUCACUUUGCGAUUCUUCUCAAUUUCUCUUCGAUCCUAGGAGAAUCGAUUAUUCAUCAGUUAGUCGCUGAUCUGUUUUCAGAGUCCUCUCCGUCUCGUCGUAGCCGGCGCCUGAUCGGAUCAAAUUGUUCAGGCGAAAUAUGGUGGUGAUCUCCCUGAAGAUUUUGAAUUCAACUUUUCUCCGAUCGCUUCCGCUUGAAUUUCUCAGGAUUUCGAUUUCGUGUAGACUUUCUUCUUGGCUUUGUCUGCGAAUCCUGUAAUACCAUUAGGGUUUUCAUUUGUGUUUGAUGAUCACUCUGUUCAGCCGAUCGUUAUUGUGAAUAAUCUUUUCUGUGUAUAUAAGACUGGUGAUUAGAGGGUAUCGGUUGGGAGGAUUAGAUUGCUUGUGUGUUUUGAUCUCUAGAUCUUUGACUGAGGAUAUGUAUAUCGAAGAACUGACGGAAAAGGAAGACAAGGUGGAGAGACUGGUGGUGGAGGAUAGCGUCGCUGAUGGAGAUAAAGCGAUAUUGGUGAGCAGAGGAAACGUGAUUGUGUUGACGACAAAGAGGGCACUGGUUGGUGUUGGUGCUCGUGCGUUGUUCUACCCAACCCUGAUCUACAACGUUGUUAGGAAUAAGCUCGAGGCUGAGUUUCAUUGGUGGGAUAGGGUCGCGGAGUUUAUAUUGCUGGGAGCCGUUCCAUUCCAAUCUGAUGUUCCACGGCUGAAAGAGCUUGGUGUUUGUGGAGUGAUCACUCUGAAUGAGCCAUAUGAAACUUUGGUUCCAUCAUCCCUCUACAAAUCUUACUGCAUUGACCACCUGGUGAUUGCCACGAGAGAUUAUUGUUUUGCUCCUUCCAUGGAAGCAAUAUGCCGAGCUGUAGAUUUUAUCCAUCGAAAUGCUUCGCUUGGGAAGACGACCUAUGUACACUGCAAGGCGGGUCGGGGCCGCAGCACAACUAUUGUCAUAUGCUACUUGGUGCAACACAAAAACAUGACACCCGAAGCAGCAUAUGCAUACGUGAGGUCAAUCAGGCCUAGAGUUCUUUUAGCUGCCACCCAAUGGAAGGCCGUUCUUGAGUACUACCAUGUCAGGGUGCUGAAUACUCAACGUGCCUUAACUGAUGCAACUUCAGCUUUGAUCCCGAGAGAUGUGAAGCAGGUUUGCUCUGGCAAUGUUGUUGUGUUCGAUGAUGGGUCGAUGGUGGUAGUGACCCACUCGGAUGUAGAGGGGUAUGAUGAUAACUCACAGAGGUCAAUGAAUGUUGCGGGAAGCGAGUUAUGGGCGGCAGCUGCAGAUCUGAGCAUGGUGUAUCGGGUGAAAGUUGUGGGACAGGCUGCAUUGGCGAGAAUCUCGUGCCUGUGGCUUGGCUUGCGUGAGGACCACAAGCUUUCUGGGAAAAACCUCUCCAUGGGAGGAAUAAGCGUCGACAUUUCUGUCUACUGAUGAUGAUGACGAAAGAUGCAGGUGAGUCUGUUGGCGAGCGAGCGAGUGAAUAUGCCUUUUUUCACUCUUUCUCCCCAGUCAAAAAGAAGUCUAUAAAUAAAAAAAGAAAGGGUCAAAUUAGAUAAUAGAAGAAAGCAAGGUUUGUAAAUUCUGAAGAAAAAAAAAAAGACUUGGUUUUGUCGUCUGGGUAUUGUAAUUAAAUACUACCUCAUGCCUCAUUUGCCUUUUGAUGAGGUAAAAGGUGAAUUAAUCUCAUUUACAAGUAUCCAGAUUA
This is a messenger RNA of Eutrema salsugineum, 1785 nucleotides long. Its product is annotated as putative dual specificity protein phosphatase DSP8. Gene Ontology annotation, biological process: protein dephosphorylation. The record is from RefSeq and is a predicted model, not a curated record. Lineage: Eukaryota; Viridiplantae; Streptophyta; Magnoliopsida; Brassicales; Brassicaceae. Gene Ontology annotation, molecular function: phosphatidylinositol-4,5-bisphosphate 5-phosphatase activity; protein tyrosine/serine/threonine phosphatase activity. The transcript has 6 exons. Bases 507 to 1511 code for a protein of 334 amino acids.